Messenger RNA from Telopea speciosissima, 706 nucleotides. RefSeq lists its product as uncharacterized. The transcript is spliced from 2 exons. The record is from RefSeq and is a predicted model, not a curated record. Lineage: Eukaryota; Viridiplantae; Streptophyta; Magnoliopsida; Proteales; Proteaceae. Bases 14 to 553 code for a protein of 179 amino acids.
UGAAACUUCAGGCAUGGAGAUGGUGGUGAAGAAAUACCAGCAAAAGUUUAGGAAAAUUAGGGACGAAAUAAAUCGAUGGGAUGAGCUUCAAUCCCGUUUGCUUUCUCAGUUCAGAAACGCUUCUGCAAUAAUCGAAAGAUUGCCCGUACUGCAAGAGCCCAAAAAUUAUGGCCGGUUGACAUGUGUUAAUGGCAUCAGGGAGGCAAUUUUGGGGAAGCAGAUGGACUCUCUACACACCAUUUUGAUUUCUAUGAAGAAAACAUGUGAAGAGUUUCAUGGUAUCGUUAUGUCUCUUGAAAAGAUUCUUCGGGAUGGUAGACAACAGGUGAAAGGGGGUUCAAUGUCACCUGGCAUGAACCAAAUGCAAUUGCGAAUUGGGAUACGGCCAAGUCUAGCAGAUUGUUUGGAGGGGCUUAGACUUAUGCAUGAGAUAUAUCACUCAGAUGCGAGUGAUCUAGGGGCGCUCCAUCAACUGUUGGUUGAUCAACCUAAUAUUCCCAAAGAGGAAGUGAAGUUCAUUUUCGACAUCAUAUUUGCUGAAGAAAUCUGUUGAACUUUAUGCCAUGUCCAAUUCCUAGCCAGUUUGGGGUUUUUGACUGCUGGGAAUCUUGUUGAGGAAACAUACAAAAGCAUUCUGUUUGGUUUUAAUUGCUGAUCGGGCGCAUCAAUUGAAUUGAAGUCCGUCGUUCAGGAAACAUAUUGCAUG